UAGUACGUAGAGCUGAAGACCCACGGCGGGGCAACUGUGGACGUUGGGUGCCUUCUGGUGCGAAGGGACAGCUGCUGGGCAGCGCACGCACGCAACAUUUUGGCGGGAAAGCGCGAUCUUCUCCGACAUGUCCACGGUGUGAUCUAGUCCGCGCACAGGGAUACCAUCCAUCCUGGGUGACUCGCCGCAUCGCGGUGGUGCCGCCUGGUCCCGCCAUCUUCACGUCACAUCUCGACAUGGUACGUUUCGAAAUGGCGGCCUCCGAUUGGUCCAUUUUGUCCGUCAAGUCAACUUCCAACCACACACAGCUCACAAUUGGCAGAUCACGCAUGACCACGGACGCGACGACCCCGCCAUUCUCUCUCGACAAGCCGCGCUACGACCAGAGCACGUACUUUGGGCGGUGGAAGCACUUCAGCGAGCUCGUCUCGCCCAGUUCGUUCUUGUUGUCCGACGAUGAAAUCACCAAGUCCAAAGACCUGAUCGACAACGUCAAGAGCGGGAAGGUCGCCCCGGGACAAGUACCCGAUGCGGAUCUCUGGAAAGCCCGUCGAAUUGUCGAAACGGUGUUUCAUCCGCAAACGGGGGAGAAGCUCCCCGCGUUGUUCCGCAUGCCUGCCUUUGUGCCUGUGAACAUCCCGAUUUGCUCGGGCAUGAUUUUGGCGCCCCCCACGUUGUUCAACACGGUGUUUUGGCAAUGGAUCAACCAGAGCUACAACGCGGGGUUCAACUACGCCAACCGCAACGCAAGCGGCGUCGACGACACCACUGCCAUCGCCAAGGCUUAUGCAAGCGCCGUCGCGAUUUCGUGUGCCACCUCCGUGGGUCUCGGUAAGGCCGUGGAACAUGCGUCCUUCCUCGCCCCGACUGUCCGCUCCGUUUUGUCCAAGACUGUUCCGUUCGUUGCUGUGGCUGCCGCUGGUGCAGGGAAUGCCGUGUUCAUGCGCUUGAACGAACUCACCGAUGGGAUUGACAUCCUGGAUGAUGAAGGAGUGCCACGCGGCCGAUCCCAGGAAGCCGGGAAGCAAUCGCUGACCCAAGUGGCAUUGACUCGCGUGGCCCUGCCCAUGCCGAUCUUGCUGUUCCCGCCGUUCAUUCUUGAAGUCAUGAAGACCGCCAAGGCGCUCCCAAAGAACCGCUUUGGUCGUGUGUUUACCGAAAUUAGUGUCGUGACUUUGUGCAUCUGGGGUGCAUUCCCCGCGGCGAUUGCGCUGUUCCCUCAGUACGGAUCGAUCCCGGCGACCCAAGUGGAGCCUCAAUUCCGCGGCCUCAAGAACUCCAAGGGGCAGCCCAUCACCGAGUUCACGUACAACAAAGGCAUUUAAGCGAACAGUGUCGAUGAGGAAUGGCAAUUCCGCUGGGAAAAUAAAUACACCUCACUUAUCUUGUUGUUUGUAAGUGAGUCAAACUCUUCCAAUUAUAUGUCGACGUUGUCCGCAUAAUUUCAGAUGUUAUCCG
Aphanomyces invadans is the source of this 1458-nucleotide messenger RNA. RefSeq lists its product as hypothetical. Gene Ontology annotation, molecular function: monoatomic ion transmembrane transporter activity. NCBI's taxonomy places the organism in Eukaryota, Oomycota, Saprolegniomycetes, Saprolegniales, Verrucalvaceae. The record is from RefSeq and is a predicted model, not a curated record. The transcript is spliced from 9 exons. Gene Ontology annotation, biological process: monoatomic ion transport; mitochondrial transmembrane transport. The coding region runs from base 237 to 1325 and encodes 362 amino acids. Gene Ontology annotation, cellular component: mitochondrial inner membrane.